CCUUGGGUGUUCAAGCUCUGCGCGCGGUCAGUGGUGCCGCCCCACGGUCGGGACCCACGCGCUCUCUGCAUCUUUUGUUUUUGGUCAUGUUCUCGGCCGUCUCCUCUCCGCGGACGCCGGGGCCUGGAACCCGAAGGGGCCCGCUGGGCGGGAUCGGGCCGGGUUCCACGCCGCGGGCGACAAGUAGAAAGGGUCUAUCCCUGGGGCCUGCAGUCGGCUCCCCGGUGCUCUUCUCUCCGGUCGGUCGGCGUAGUUCGGUGAGCUCGCGAGGGACGCCUACACGAAUGCUGCCCCAUCACUCCGUAACUGAGGCGACGAACUAUGACGUGAAAGUGCUCGGAUCGACUCUUCCUGUUAAAAUCAUGGAAGCCCUAGGGUUGCCUGAAGACAGUGGUCAGCUGACUGUUCACAUAGACGAAGGCGGAUGGGCUUGUCUGGUCUGCAAAGACAAACUCAUGAUUUGGAAGAUUGCUCUGUCACCUAUUUCUAAGUUACCUGUUUGCAAAGAACUUCAGCUGCCACCCAGUGAUUUCCACUGGAGCGCAGACUUGGUGGCUCUCUCUUACUCUGAUCCCUCAGGUGAAGCACAUUCCACUCAGUCUGUUGCAGUCAUGGUUGCCACCAGGGAAGGAUCCAUUCGCUAUUGGCCGAGUCUUGCUGGUGAAGACACCUACACAGAGAGUUUCGUAGAUUUGGGAGGUGAUAAGACUUACAGUUUCCUAACAGCAGUGCAGGGAGGAAGUUUUAUUUUGUCCGCAUCUGGGGGCCAGCUGGUUCGCCUCACACCCGAAAGCUUAGGAAAGAUUCACCAGCGCAUCCUGCCUCAGGGGCAGGGCGUGCUUUCCGGGAUUGGUCGCAAGGUUUCUUCUCUUUUGGGAAUCUUAUCGCCUAGCAGUGAUCUCAUACUUUCAAGUGUCCUUUGGGAUAGAGAGAGAUCAAGCUUUUAUAGCCUGACAAGUUCAAACAUCAACAAAUGGGAAGUAGAUGAGUCUUCAGAAAAACAAGUAUACAGUUGGGAUAUAAACAGAGUCCUGAAGGAAAACAUUACUGAUGCCAUUUGGGGAUCUGAAAGUAACUACGAAGGUAUUAAAGAAGGGGUCAACAUUCGGUAUCUGGAUUUGAAGCAAAACUGCGAUGGGCUCCUGGUCCUGGCAGCCGCGUGGCACCCAGCAGAUAGCCCGUGCCUCGUCUAUUACUCUCUGAUAACAGUCGAGGAUAACGGCCACCACAUGUCGGACACGGUGACUGUGGAAGUCACGCAGUAUAACCCACCUUUUCAGUCUGAAGAGUCAGCUGUGUGUCGGUUGAUGGUCCCAGACUUUCCGAACCAGACUGCCUGUCUGUACAGUGCAAGUGCCAUCUUCGUGUGCUCCACAGGGACCGGGAGGUUCUCUCCGCCGCAGGAGAAAAUUGUCUUCAGCACCCAAGGGGAUAGUAUUUUAGGAGCUGGUUCCUGUGGCGGUAUUCCUAUCCUUUUUUCUAAAAAGAGCGGAGUGGUGUCUGUUACACCAAGGGAAAAUGUGUCCGUGUUAGCAGAGGACCUUGAAGAUUCUUUAGCAUCUUCAAUUGCUGGACCAAGCAAUGAGAGUAUGGUGUUUGAGACCUCUACGAAGAAUGAGGCCACGGCCCAGGAAGAUAAAACCAGAUUGCUAAAAGCUGCUUUUCUGCAAUACUGCAGAAAAGAUUUAGGCCAUGCUCAGAUGAUGGUUGAUGAGCUGUUCUCCUCCCACGCGGAUCUGGACUCUGAUGGUGAGCUAGACAGGGCCGUUGCCCAGAUCAGCAUGGACCUGGUGGACGACUACCCGGCCUCCGACCCACGGUGGGCCGAAUCCGUCCCUGAGGAAGCACCUGGGUUCAGCAACACAUCACUGAUCAUUCUCCACCAGCUAGAAGACAAGAUGAAGGCCCACUCUUUCCUCAUGGACUUUAUCCACCAAGUGGGCUUAUUUGGACGUCUGCGCACUUUUCCAGUGCGAGGCAUGCCCAUGGCAACCCGGCUGUUGCUCUGUGAGCAUGCGGAGAAGCUGUCGGCUGCGGUUGUUCUCAAGAACCAUCACUCACGGCUGUCUGACCUCGUGAACACGGCGAUAUUGAUUGCUUUGAACAAAAGGGACUGUGACAUCCCAUCCAGCCUGACCCCUGCAGACAUCUUUUUUAGAGAGGUGUCCCAGGUAGACACAAUCUGUGAGUGUUUACUGGAGCAUGAGGAGCAAGUCUUAAAGGAUACGUCUUUGGAAUCAGUUGAAUGGGCGGAAGUGGUGAUCAAUGUGAACACCAUUCUCAAGGACAUGCUGCAAGCCGCUAGUCAUUAUCGACAGCACAGAAACUCCUUGUAUAGAAGAGAAGAACCGCUAGAAAAAGAACCUGAGUAUAUUCCGUGGACAGCAACGAGCGGUCCCGCUGGCAUCCGAACGGCAAUUACACGCCAGCACGAGAUCAUCCUGAAGAUGGUUUACCCUCAAGCAGACAGCAAACUCCGAAACAUCCUGACAGAGCAGCUGGUCUCGCUGGUCGAUUGCUUCCUGGACGGCUAUACUUGUCAGCUGAAGUCCCUGGACAGGUCCAAUGAUCAAGGAAGAUACAACAAUCUGGAAACUGAAUAUGCGCAGAAAAGAUCAGAGCUCUUAUCUCCACUUCUCACGCUGGGCCAGUACUCAUGGGCUGCUUCAUUAGCAGAAAAAUACUGUGACUUUGAUAUCCUGGUACAAAUGUGCGAGCUGACUGACAACCAGACCAGGCUCCAGCGCUACAUGACCCAGUUUGCUGAUCAGAAUUUUUCAGACUUUCUCUUCCGUUGGUACCUGGAGAAAGGGAAGAGAGGCAAAUUGUUAUCUCAGCCCAUCGCUCAGCAUGGACAGCUGGCAGAUUUUUUGCAGGCUCACGAGCACCUCAGCUGGUUACAUGAGAUUAACAGCCAGGACUUAGAAAAGGCUCACACAACACUUCUGGGUUUGGCAAAUAUGGAAACUCGUUACUUUGCAAAGAAAAAAACCCUUCUCGGCUUGAGUAAACUGGCUGCAUUAGCUUCAGAUUUUUCAGAAGAUAUACUGCAAGAAAAAAUUGAAGAAAUGGCUGAGCAGGAGCGCUUUCUGCUGCACCAGGAGACCCUGCCGGAGCAGCUACUCACGGAGAAGCAGCUGAGCCUCAGUGCGAUGCCAGUGCUGAGCGCGCCGCAGCUCAUCGACCUAUAUAUCUGUGAAGAAAACAGAAGAGCUAAUGAAUACGAUUUCAAGAAAGCUCUGGACUUGCUGGAGUAUAUUGACGAGGAGGAAGAUGUAAAUAUAAACGAUCUGAAACUGGAAAUUCUCUGCAAAGCCCUUCAGAGAGAUAACUGGUCCAGUUCAGACGGUAAAGAUGAUCCAAUUGAAGUAUCCAAAGACAGUAUAUUUGUGAAAAUCUUACAGAAACUUUUAAAAGAUGGCAUCCAGCUCAGCGAGUACCUGCCGGACGUGAAGGACCUGCUGCAGGCAGAGCAGCUGGGGAGCUUGAAGUCCAAUCCUUACUUUGAGUUUGUUUUGAAAGCAAAUUAUGAAUAUUAUGUCCAGGGGCAAGUGUAACUUUUUCUAAAAAUGGUCAUUGUUGCUGGAAAUUUGUAUAAGGUAUUAUAAAAAUGUUAGGCCUUAAACAUGUAGCAGUUUGUACAGUUUGAUAACGUGUUGUUGAGGGGUUUUUUAAUACUUUAUUUGGAAGCUACAACAAAACAGCUGUGUGACUACAGUUUCGGUUUUUAGUUAACCUGAUAUCUUCUCUCCCUUUUUCCGUCUGAAAUUUAUCAGCAGUUGUUUUUAUGAUCUGCACCCGCUCUUUGCAACCUCACUAGGCCCAGGGCUCUGGAGCCGUUGUCCUGGCCCUGGCUGCUUGUGCGCGCGCUCGCGUCACCUGUAGGCCCCGUUUCUGUAACGCCGAAGGUGACGCGAUUGCCCUGGAGUGUCUCAGACUGGCUCUGGGCGCUGUGCGUGGGGGAGCCUGGAGUCUUCAGUGUCUGUUUUGCUUAGGGCUGGUUUGAAAUACCUAGUGAGAUAAAGGUCAGAUUUUGCUGACUUACAAAUAAAGUAUCGUAGGACAGAGUGACGAGAGUGGGCCUACUUCCUUGUGAGCUUGGUAACCGAUUCACUGGGAUAAGUUACAUCUACUGC
Pteronotus mesoamericanus is the source of this 4136-nucleotide messenger RNA. It is a transcript of the gene NUP133, whose product is annotated as nucleoporin 133. The record is from RefSeq and is a predicted model, not a curated record. Gene Ontology annotation, cellular component: nuclear pore outer ring. The coding region runs from base 87 to 3557 and encodes 1156 amino acids. Lineage: Eukaryota; Metazoa; Chordata; Mammalia; Chiroptera; Mormoopidae. The transcript has 26 exons. Gene Ontology annotation, molecular function: protein binding; structural constituent of nuclear pore. Gene Ontology annotation, biological process: transcription-dependent tethering of RNA polymerase II gene DNA at nuclear periphery; poly(A)+ mRNA export from nucleus; protein import into nucleus.